Molecule: messenger RNA, 1041 nt
Organism: Leptidea sinapis
Lineage: Eukaryota; Metazoa; Arthropoda; Insecta; Lepidoptera; Pieridae
Product: IQ domain-containing protein K-like
Exons: 5
Coding region: 81-800 (239 amino acids)
Source: RefSeq, a predicted model, not a curated record
AAUUUAUGUAUUAAUUACAUUUACAUCAAACACAUCGAUUUGUGCUGGUGUAUAAUUUCAAAUUAUUAAAUCAACUGAGAAUGGCAGGCAAAUAUACGGAUAGAAAGGCUAAAACAAAGGAAUCAAAAACGACGACACCAGAUAUCGCCGAAAAUCCCGCGGCAUUCACACUCCCUGAAUCACUACCAUGCUCUGAAGUAGAUUUUCCCAUACUAUUGACAAGAAAAUAUAGAGCUAAUUGGCAAGAGAUAUUGAAGGAGAGUGAAGCUGAAGCAAAAGAGAUCGAAGAAUACAAUAAUAGGAAACAAGAACCAGUACCCAAACCACCUUUCCAAAAAACAGAAUCGGACUACAUUAAAAGUGAAGUAUUCACCUUGCUGAUUCCUGCUUUAGAAGAAACAUUGAACAAAGCUAAAAUAUGGGACGCCCUUCGGAUACAGAAAUGUUUCUUCAAUGGCAUUGAUCAUAUUGUCCAAUGUAUUUGGACUAAUAAUCCACGUCAUCCUGAAAGAAAAUCAAGCAAUUUACAUUUAUUCAACAUGCCAUGGGUCAGAGGAACACUUAUGAAGCACCCUCGGCCUUACUAUCCGAAGUCUUGGCUGUGGCCUGAAGAGUACGCCGCUACGUUGAUUCAAAAGACAUUGCGGCAGUACUUCGUUCAGAGAGAAGAGGAUGUGCAAGAGAUGCGCGAGUUUUGGCGGAAAUUGGAAGUGGAGCCAGCCAUACCCGAAAUGGAUGUUAAUCCAUAUUUGUCAAAAAAAUUUGCUUCUCUACACUUCUGUGUAUCGAAUUCGAAAUAGUUGUGUGAGUGAACCUGUACAUAUACAUAUAAUAUACACUGACGGAUGUUCAGGAUUAGUAAGAACUUUCGAAUCAAUGUUUUUGAUAACCAUGCAGACUAUUUAGAUUAAACUAAAUGAAAAUGUCGAAACUCUCCAUUAAUAAUAAAACAAAUUAAAACUGAAAGUACAGUUAAAGAUAAAAUAGGCGGGAAAUUUAAAUUUAUGUACAGUGUCAAGUUCGUGUGUUAUUAAAGUUUGA